AUCAAGAGAAAGAAAGAAACAGAACAGAGAGAGUUUUCUUUCUGAAGCUUAAAGAAACAAACAUCUUUGUUUCUCAAGUACUCUUCAGAAGUUUCAGAAACAACGGAAUGGCUUACAAAGUAUCCGAUGAGAUGUUGGGAACCUUUGUACCUGUUCUAGUUUACUGGGCGUACUCUGGCCUUUACAUGCUACUGGGUUCCUUCGACAAAUACCGGCUGCACUCCAGAAAGGAGGAAGAAACCAAGAAUUUGCCCUCAAAAGGAACUGUUGUCAGAGGCGUUCUCAUUCAACAGGCAUUUCAGAUUGCUGUAGCUAUCAUCCUAUUCACGGUGAUAAGCAAAGAUGAAAGGACUGGUACAAACUUGCAACCUUCCUUCUUCAUGGUGGCAAGACAGCUUGUAGUUGCAAUGCUGGUCUUAGACACAUGGCAAUACUUUGUCCACAGAUACAUGCACAUUAACAAGUUCUUGUAUCGCCAUAUCCACUAUAAGCAUCACAGCCUUGUUGUGCCUUUCGCAUAUGGAGCUCUAUACAACCACCCACUUGAGGGGCUGCUUCUCGACACAGUUGGUGGUGCCAUCUCUUUCCUCAUCUCUGGCAUGACCCCUCGUACUGCCAUCUUCUUCUUCUCCUUUGCGACCAUUAAAACAGUCGAUGAUCAUUGUGGGCUGUGGCUUCCUGGGAAUCCCCUCCAUGUUUUCUUCAGCAACAACAGUGCUUACCAUGAUGUCCACCAUCAGCUCUAUGGUGGAAAAUACAACUUCUCGCAGCCAUUUUUUGUUAUGUGGGACAAAAUUCUUGGAACAUACAUGCCGUAUUCCCUGGAAAAGAGAAAGGAUGGGGGUCUGGAAGCAAAGCCAGUCAAAGAUUAGAAGUCUUUGUGAGUGCCACCCAGAGUCACAAAGUUGUUUGUUAGCAUAUCUUGCAGUCACUUCAGAGAUACGUUUGUGGACUUCCCAAUUAUGUAAACAAUAAUGAGACUGCUUGUUUGUAGCAGCUCUAUGAUGUCCUCUCAAAGCAUGAAUGUUAUAACUAACAGUCCUUACAACCAGAAAAGGCUAUGUGAUGUAGCUAUCUGAAUUUAAGACCUCUAAAAUAGUUGACCGUGUAGAUCAUUAGAAGCCGAUACAAUGUUGGAACGGUCCUCUUGGUAAUCCUAGCCAGUUUCUCUCUGGCUCAGUAAUAUUUGAUGAGAGGGACCAUCAUGCUGCAGCACCUCUGCUUCAUUUUUUUUAACCAACAUCUGAACAAAACAUACAUAUCGGAAUGACUAAUCCUUCUGUAUUUUUUCCACAAAUAGCUGAGAAAAGUCAGAUAAAUCACAUAAUUCGAAUUUCGAAUUUCACACACAAUGAGAAAACAUUACAGAUCCGCCAAAGGAAAAUAUCCAUUACUGAAGGCCUUGUAUCCAGACCCAGGUUAAACUCUAAUUCCACCAACAUGACCAAAAACCAGCAAGUUUUUAACU
Elaeis guineensis (African oil palm) is the source of this 1468-nucleotide messenger RNA. Its product is annotated as sphinganine C4-monooxygenase 2. Gene Ontology annotation, biological process: lipid biosynthetic process. Gene Ontology annotation, molecular function: oxidoreductase activity; iron ion binding. Lineage: Eukaryota; Viridiplantae; Streptophyta; Magnoliopsida; Arecales; Arecaceae. The record is from RefSeq and is a predicted model, not a curated record.